UCUCCCGAGAUUAAAUUUCCGUGCAUACUUCCUCACUUCCAGUGAAACGCUGUUCCCGGCCUCUGGAAACGAAACCCUAAUUUCUGUGAAAUGCAGAAAUUGUAGUUCCUACAGGCUACAUCUGAUUUUCUGCCUUAAUACGGCCGAUUGCAUGUAGAUGUAGGUCUUUGGCUGGCAAGACUCCUUCAAUUGUGUGAUCGAGAGCAGGUGAAGUCUAGUUUGUUGAUUCCUUUCUUGCUCUAUUUUUCUUGGUUUCUAAUCGCUUCCAGUUUCCCACUUUGGCGUAGAUUGAGUUAAUCUGUCGUAGCAGCCUCCAUUGGAAAGCUAUGAACAACCACUGUAGUAGCAGCCCCGAGCUGGGGAAAGAUGGAAAAAGGCGCCGUGAAGGAGAAGGUGGAGAUGCUACAGCUGACAGGUUUGUGGAGAAUGUUUUGUCCCUCCGCCACCCCUUUAGUGUCCGGUCGGUGAGCUAUGCUGUGUAUGAACACGAGGAGGAGGAGGGCGAGGAUGAGGAGGAAAAGAAAUUCGCUCAGUUUGUCAAGGUCAUCAAGUAUGCCUUAUCCCAUGACACUCAACAGUUGGCGUUUAAGCUGUCCUAUGUUGUGGAGGCCGAAUACGGUUACAGAUUCUCUGAUUUGUUUGGCACAAUCUUGAAUUGCAGCCUCAAGAGCCUAGAAUUAGGGCAUGUCUACAUCGAUAGUGGAUUUGGAUCUUCUGGUUUCCAGAUGCUGACAACUCUAGAAUUGGUACUGUGCCUACUGGCUUCUGAUCAGGAUGGGGAAUUCGAUCCUUUUUCUAACUUUCCAUGUCUAAAGAAUUUGGUCAUGAGUCAUUGCCGCCAUUUGGACAUUGACAUGCACGGGAAUGAAAGGCGCCUCAAGAUAUGUGGACCCCAAUUGCUUAGUCUGGAAUUGGAGUUAGUCUCGUCUUCAAACAUGGAAAUAUUUGCACCGAGGCUCAGAUUCUUCCGUCUUGAGCAUGACUUGGAAUCUCUGAAUUUCUCCAAGUUAACCCUUCCUUCCCUUGAUGAUGCUGUUAUUAUGAUCAAUGACGAGGUCGAGUUCAUGGAGGGUAAUGAGGGAAGCGUGAGGCAAGGUGUUGUCUCUUUGUUCCAAGAUUUAAGUAAUGUAACCACUCUCCAGCUGGAUUCUGUUACCAUCGAGGAUUUGAGUAGUACUUUUGAGUUUCUGGAACAACAGGCCUCUCCAUUCACAAAAUUGAAGACCUUGAUGGUGAAGGGUGACACCGUCCCUUACAUGCUGCUUAAUUACUUUCUUAAAGGGUCUUCUAGUACUGAAACAGCUAUUGAGUUUGUAUAACGUAGUGUUUAACCUUCUCGCCCCAGUUUCUGAUUUGCGGUACGCAGUAGUUUAGUGGUUUCUUUGUUUUGAUGUUAAUUAGGAACAGGUCUUAAACUUGUGCAAGUAAUUCAAGCAACCUACUUGCUUUUUUCUCUUGAUGGCAUUCUUCAACUUCAGAUAUCUUGAGUUGCUUUUCGUGCUGAAUUUUCACAGUGAUUGCUUCGAACAGUAUUCUAGUUUCCAAGAGUACGUGGUAUAGUACUGUGACAAUGAGAUUUCGAAGGAACGAGAUGGUGAUCUGUUUGGCAAGGCCACCCAUUAUACGCUGAGCCAUGAUACUCAACAAUUAGAGAUCGAUAUGUUCAAUCAUAUGCUAGCUAGCAUCCAACCCAGUUGCAUCUUCUCCUUUCUGUUUGAUGUGGUCUCGAAUUGCAGGCUCAAGAACUUAUCACUCGAAAGUGUCAUCACAAACUGGCUUGGGGCGGGUGAUCAAGGAUGAGAAUGAGAGAUUUGUGAGAAGGGAGACUGGAGAUGGGAGCUUGUGAAUCCAUAGAAGCCGAAGCCAGAGCCAUGCUCACGGGAGUCCAAAAAGCUUCAAAGCUCAGCUUGCGGCAAUUAACUGUGCAAACGGACUGUUUAUCUCUUGUUGCAAAGCUGAAGGGUAAAGAUAAAAGUGGGGUGAGAAC
This is a messenger RNA of Linum trigynum, 1987 nucleotides long. Lineage: Eukaryota; Viridiplantae; Streptophyta; Magnoliopsida; Malpighiales; Linaceae. The record is from the annotation of a GenBank genome assembly.